UUGUGCUACAAUUUUUUUUUAUCGUUCGUUUCAUCCUCAUCUUUCCCGCUAGAAGCUCGGUCUGAUGUACGUAGUGCAUGGAUCUGGAGGAGUUGUACUAAAGUACCUGUGUGCAUGGCGUACAUCUCCGGACCCGAAGCAGGCCACGUUACGUUCGAAGAACAGGAUCAUCAUCACCACCACCACCAUCACCACUACUACUACGACCAUCAUCAUGAUGGUGGUAUUCUAGCAGAGGGAGGAUCCUAGUAUUAGCAGUAGUACAUAGUAGUAGUCGAAUUUGUUGGAGGGUGGCAUGCGGUGUGACGUCGCUUCUGCAACCCAACAAAGCGCCGCUUGGUUCUCUGGAAGCCUGCAUUGCAUGGAACUCUUGGACAAGGGAUCGAAAUUUCGGAGAGUGGCGCGCUUCUUCACGUUCCUUGUUGGUGUUCAGAAUCGCUCAGUCCACGUGAAGAGUGAAGACAAGCUCGAGUUUUCAACCCAGGGUGAAACGGAUGUUGACAGACACAACGGUGUAUUGGCAAAAGUGCUUCGCAGAAUUUGAAAUCAACCCAGAUUGCAGCAGAGAGCCAAUCCCUCCAAGUCCAUGAAUCAUGAACGAUCUUCACCUUUCUACAAUGACGGAUACCGAAGACAGUGAUAACAACAGCAUCAAUGGCAUUGACAAAGGCGAAGAGCGAUCUAGCGGAUCUUCGUCCAUGGAGCUGCGAAAAUACCGAAAGUUAACGGCCAAGAAGCGCAUCCUCGAGAAGCUGAAACUUCAAAGCUCCAAAGAUGGUAAACCAGAUCCGUUAUCUGAGGAGCCUGCUCCAAAAGUGUCCAGGACGGACGAGGAAGACAUGUGUAACCGGGAGACAUUAAGCCAAACAAGGGCUCGAACAGAUUCGGCGACUCCGUUGAUUCCAAAGAAGGAGACAGAUGACAUCAAAACGGACGAGAACAGAGACAUUGUGGACAUCAGUGAAAGCAACACCAUGACACUCGAGCAAUUCACUGAUAUCGUCCUGGCGUCAGAAGGUCUGUCGUCUGUGAAGAAGGAGCCCAAGAGUCCAAAGCCGGUUUUAAUCGAGGAACGGGAGUCCCCGAACACGUUCCCAAUGGGCAGGCAAUCUCCUCCUGGUGGACACAAGAUGAAAGAGGAGAACAACAACUGUAACAGCAAUCAUUCUAAUAACAGUACUAGCACUAAUAAUAACAACAAUAGCAAUCACAACAUCAUCAUCAACAACAAUAAUAACCACACCAAGCAUCAUCUGAACGGGAUUAAGAAAACCAGUGACAUGGUGGCCAAUCUCAUUCAAAACAACAACGAUCUCAUUGUUGAGGUCAAGCCCAUGACUCCAAAGCCAGUAGUAUUAUCGCCGAGACAACCCCCGGGGUUUUCCCACCAGCACCAGGGCAACAUUCACAAAAACGUUCUGUCGUCGUCGGUGGUAGUCUCGGUCAAGCCCCGAAUUCACCCCACACCACCCUCACCUUCCAAGGUGGGACUUCCGCCCAACAAACCGGUGAAUAUCUCGCGGAUGGUGGAGGAGUGGAUCAGUAAGAUGCCUUCCCCUUCGGAUGGACACUCCGUCGCCAAAUCGGACUGUGCUUUGAACCUAAGCACCAAAUCUGGGAUCACCAGUAAAACGACUCAGGUCUACCUUCGCCCUAUUCCAACUCCACCCAAGAUAUCCAAACCCAACGGACAUGUGGCUCACAUGAGCACAGCGGGCUCACCCAAACACUUGUCCGGUUCCAUUUCGGGUGAUAAGCAUCGGUCGUCCCCUUCACAACAUAAGGCCCAUGCUCAGUAUUCGCCUAACCAAAGCCCCAAGCUUGUGGUCAAACCACCCACGUUAUCACCCCCACGACUGGAGAUCAAGAAAGUGGAGCGGGACAACUUACCAAACUCGCCCAUGAAGAAAGUGGGACGUGCCUCUCCAUUUGAGAACAACGUCCAUUUGGACAGUAUUAAGACCCGGGCCUUGCGCGAUGUCCAGUUAGCCCACACCAAGGACGUCCACGGAAACUAUCCGAUUCACAUGUCCGUCUUGAUGAGGAAACCCGACCUUGUCCGUCGUUAUUGCUGCAUUCUUCAGGUUUUGGAGUCCUCCAUGGACUUGCUCAACGAGGACCAAUUGACCCCAUUGCAUCUAGCCAUCCAAGACAAUUCGGUGGAGAUUGUGGACAUUCUUCUGGCCUUUGGAGCCGAUCCUGGUGUUCAAGAUAGGCGAGGCAAUACCAGUUUUCACACUGCGAUAGCCAACAAAUCCCUGGACAUUCUCAAACUUCUGAUGAAGCAUUUGAGGAGCAAAGAUUGUUUGAACCGUCUCAAUGAAUUUGGUAUUACCCCGUUGCACAUUGCAACUAUAAAUGGCGACACUUCGUCAGCCGCAAUCCUCACGAAAUACGGUGCAAACCCCUCAAUACCGGAUGCCAUACAAGGACUGACACCGUUGGCAAUGGCCAAGCAAGACAAAUUAGAGCACAUUAUUGACUCAAUACCCAAGAAAACGACAGUGGAGAUUCCAUCCAGAUGACUUGAAGAUGCCCACCCACUUUCAAUCUAUGACGAAAUGAAAUUUGAUCAGUUUUAAGCCUGUAACAGAGUCGAAUCCUGCCAAAAUUUACAGUAAUUAUAACCAAAGUUAUGUUCAAGCCAACAUCUUAAACGAAGAAAAAGGAUAUUGAAAGUGAAAUAUACAAAGUGCAUUUUA
Tigriopus californicus is the source of this 2702-nucleotide messenger RNA. RefSeq names its product homeobox protein 2-like. Lineage: Eukaryota; Metazoa; Arthropoda; Copepoda; Harpacticoida; Harpacticidae. The transcript has 7 exons. Gene Ontology annotation, molecular function: protein binding. The record is from RefSeq and is a predicted model, not a curated record. The coding region runs from base 594 to 2525 and encodes 643 amino acids.